AUGUCACAAUAUAUGGAUAUAUCAGGGAUACAUCUAUAUUCGAUCAACGGGUUUCCGAUUGUUUACAUAAACCAGAGACGUGGCAAUAAUAAUCAUCGUUCUAGAAGCAAUGUUAUGCAUAAAUGUAAAAUUUGUGAAUGGGAAAUUGACGCUGCUUCUUCUGCUUUGUUCUGUUCUAUGGAAUGCAAGUUUAGGAGCGUUCUUGGGUCACAACUUGAUGAGCUGAUGGAAAAUUCAUCAGAGGUUACAGAGAUUUCAGAAGAGAUUGAUGAACCGGUGAUGAAGAAACGACAUAGGAGAAAAGGGAGUCCACAUAGAGCUCCAUUCUUCUAG
Arabidopsis thaliana (thale cress) is the source of this 333-nucleotide messenger RNA. Its product is annotated as PLATZ transcription factor family protein. Lineage: Eukaryota; Viridiplantae; Streptophyta; Magnoliopsida; Brassicales; Brassicaceae. The record is from RefSeq and is marked reviewed. The coding region runs from base 1 to 333 and encodes 110 amino acids. The transcript is spliced from 2 exons.